ACAGUGUCCGAGGAGCGUGCGCAGUGCACGCUGAGCCUUCUCGUUUCUGUUUUGCGUCUGUCUCCUCCGUUUGUCCUCCCUAGUUUUCCCGCAGGGUUCACCGUGAAUCUGAGGGUUCCUGGGUCUUCGACCUCAGGGUUGUAACUUUCUGCAGCCUCCAUCUCACCAUGUGGGUAAGAAGACUUUUCCAGCCUUCCUCUCUGCACUGGGCAUGGAGGACCACGGCCCUGAACCAUCCCCUGGGCAGGCAUCAGGGAGUCCUCCGCUGGUCACAUUCUGGAGGCCGAAGCUACAGAGCAGUCAUUUUUGACAUGGGCGGAGUUCUCGUGCCUUCUCCAGGGACAGUGGCUGAGGGCCAGGCAAGCUCGGCAUCAGCCCAACAAAGUGGAAAGCUCACUGAGUCCAUGGCUGAGCUGGCCUGGGAUUUUGCCACCAAAGAAGGGUUCCGGGUUUUCAAAGAGAUGCCAGCCACCAAAACACUGACCAGAUCCUACCAUGCCUGGGCGGGGCCGAGGUCCCCGAGGACUCCCACGGGUGUGAGGGGUCACAGCACUGUAGCAGCUGCUUCCCCUUCUCACGAGGCAAAGGGAGGCCUGGUCGUCUCUCCAGAGGGCCUGUCUCCUCCAGUCAGAAAGUUGUGUGAGCAGCUGAUGCAGUUUAUAGAACAGAAGGUGUACCCGCUGGAGCCAGAGCUGCAGAGACACCAGGCCUCGGCCGACAGGUGGAGCCCUUCCCCGCUGAUAGAAGACCUCAAGGUAAGCCAGCCUUUCAGGAUAUUUAAUUGCACUGUCCCUGAUAUGGGGACUAUGGAGAUCCUAGUGCGGUAUGGCACUAAGGAGCAGAAGGCCUGCUGGCUGGUGCCGCUGUUGGAAGGCAGGAUCCAUUCAUGCUUCGCCAUGACUGAUCGCAAGGUGGCCUCCUCAGAUGCCUCUAACAUCGAGGCUUCCAUCAAAGAGGAAGAUGGCUCCUAUGUCAUAAAUGGUCACAAGUGGUGGACCUCAGGCAUCCUGCAUCCGCACUGCAAACUCUGUGUGUUUAUGGGAAAAACAGACCCACAGGCCCCAAGGCACCAGCAACAAUCUAUGCUCUUGGUUCCCAUGGACUCUGCAGGAAUCACAGUCAUCCGGCCUCUGUCGGUGUUUGGUUUGGAGGAUCCUCCAGGUGGCCAUGCUGAAGUACGGUUCAAGGAUGUGCGUGUGCCCAAGGAAAACAUACUUCUGGGCCCGGGCAGAGCCCUUGAGAUCGCUCAGGGCAGGCUGGGGCGUGCCCGGAUUCAUAACUCCAUGAGGUUGAUUGGGUAUUCAGAGAGGGCCUUGGCACUCAUGAAGACACGGGCUGCAGCUUUAGAGAUGGCCAUGAUUAAAAUGGUCGUCCCUUCCAUGGCCAAUCAAGUAAUUGACCGUGCUAUUCAGGCCUUUGGAGCAGCGGGCCUCAGCAGUGACUACCCCCUGGCUCAGUUCUUUGGCUGGGCCCGAACCCUGCGCUUAGGUGAUGACCAGCUGAAGGUGGCUAAGAUGGAACUGAAGAAUCAGUCCAAGCUGCAGGAGCCAGCAGCGCCCAGAGUGUAGAUGCUGAGUUUGGCAUGGCCUACAAUGUGUGGUUCUUACAUCCUAUCCAGCAGCUCAGUCUGCGACAGUUACUGUGACCUGAGCCUCCUGGGAGUCUCUUCAAGAAGAUGUUUCUGGAGAGACUGAGUUCGAACAUGCUUUAGGCAUGGAGGAAGGAGAUUUGCGUGCAAGCCUGGGUAGCUGUUCUUGAAUUCUUCAGAUUUGACCUGUUACAGCAGCUGUAACAAUAAAAGUGACCCUUGCUGGGCAAAACUGCA
Mus caroli (Ryukyu mouse) is the source of this 1825-nucleotide messenger RNA. The record is from RefSeq and is a predicted model, not a curated record. Lineage: Eukaryota; Metazoa; Chordata; Mammalia; Rodentia; Muridae.